AUGGCUGACCCCCGCCGGCGGCGCCGCCUCGGCAAUGUCGCCGCCGCCAGACAGACGGAGCAGAAGCAGAAGGACUACCUGCACCUCAUCAAGGCAGCCGGCUUCCGAGGGAACUGGCGAGAAGUCGCGGCUUUAGUCAGCGAGAUGGGAGGGAAAGGAGUCAAGGGCAACGUGUACAUCUAUAACACCGCCAUCGCCGCGAUGGCGCGUUGCGGCCGCCCGCGGGAAGCCGAGGCAUUGCUCACCGUCAUGCUCGAGCGCGACUCCAUUGCGCCAGACACGAUAUCCUACAACUCGGCCAUCAACGGGCACGCGCGUUGCGGGGACCUGGACGCAGCCCGGCGCCUUCUGGGCCGCAUGACGGAACUAGCCUCCAGCGGCGCUCUUUUGCACCCCGACCAGUUCACCUACAACGCCGUCGCCAACGCGGCCGCGAAGAGAGGGGACGCGGUUGCCGCCGCUGAAGUCCUCAAGACGAUGGCGGAGGCAGGCGUUACUCCGAACAUCAUUACCUACAACUCUUGCCUGGCGGCGUGCAAAGCCAAAGGUGACCUGCGAAGGGCAGAAGUGCUGCUGGAGAUGAUGAGGGAGGACGGGAUAGAUCCAGAUCAGAGGAGCUAUUCGGCCGCCAUCGCCACCGCCGGCAUCUGUUUCUCACCCAACCGUAUCGGCAACCCGUUUGUCCACUCACUGCUGCGGCAUACUCGCUUUCAACCGUAUCCCCCCCGCCGCUCCUUUCCCCCCCGCAGUCGCGGCCUUUGGGAAGAGGUGCAAGGUUUCCUAGAGACCAUGAGAAAAGAGGGUUUGACGCCUGACACGGUGACAUUCAAUACGGCCAUCAAGGCGGUGGCUGACAACGGGCAGUGCGACGUGGCGUUUUCGUUGUUGGCCGAGAUGAAGAACGAGGGCCUGACGCCUGACCAGAUCAGCUACAACGGCGUGCUGGGUGCGUGUGGGAACGCCGGGGAGUGGAAGGCCGCGCUCCGGCUCUUGGAAGACAUGCGACAAGCAGCAGUCACCCCCAACGCGUACAACUACUCCGCUGCAAUGGACGCUUGCGGGAAAGCCGGCCGGCAGCGAGAGGCCCUCGCCCUUCUCGGGCACAUGCGGAAGGCCGGGGUCCGGGCGGACACCGCCUGCUACAACGCCGCCAUCGACGCCUGCUCCGUGGCCAUGGACUGGACCGCGGCCCUUCAGCUGCUGCAGGAAAUGAAACUCGGGGUAGCCGGCGCCGCGAGCGACGGCGCCCCCGGGGGAGGGGACACGGCAGGCGUCGAGGCACCCCCCCCGCCUGAUGUCGUGAGCUACGCGAGCGCCAUAACGGCGUGCGCACGCGCACGGCGCGUGGACGAAGCCCUCGGCCUUCUGUCCGAGUUGCGGAUGAACGAGGCGCAGGCGGCCGCGGCCGCGGUAAGAGGGGGCUUGAGGAACGGGAGUGGGCGGCGGGCAGGGUUGCCAGUGCCUAACGUGGUGGCGUAUUCGGCGGGGCUGUUCGCGUGCCUGAAGGCCGGGGACGUGGCGCGCGGGGCGGAGUUGCUGGACGAAAUGAUCGCGGCCGGCUUGCGCCCGAACAAGAUUCAUUGCGACACUAUGGUUGCGGCAUGGUCCGCGGAAGGAAAACCGGAGCGCGCCGUGGCCCUCAUGAGGCGCCUGCAGUCCCAUGGCUUUGAGCCUUCGCUCUACACCUACGAGACCAUAGUCUGGGGAUUUGCAAAGGAGGCGAAUUGGGCAGCUGCGGUUCGCUUCCUGGCGUACGUGCUUGGCCUGGGGCUGCAGCCGAGCGUUCGGUCGUGGGAUGCCGCCAUCGCAGCUUGCUCGCAGGCGGGCCACUGGGAGCGGGCGCUCGCCCUGCUGGCGGACAUGAGGAAGCAGGGCAUUCGCCCGAGUAAGGUUACGUACACCGCUGCCGUGGUGGGGAUCAACCGCCGGCGGUUCACCGACUGGGCUCCGGAGCUUGCGAACAUCGCGCGGCUCCUUCAGAACGGGCCGGGGUCCAACGGCGGCGGCGGCACCGCCGCAACACAAGAAGGAGGAGAAAAGGCGGGAGCCGACGGGGGUGGGGGCAAGGGGGAAGGAGGGGGUGGGGGGCGCGGGAGCGGCGGCGGCGGGGGGCCGUCCCCGGAAGAGCUGGACUGCUCGAUAGAGGCCCUCGGGGACGCCGACGAUGCCGGAGGCGCUACAAGCCUGCUGAGGGUGAUGCGCCGGGAGGGUUUCCACGCGUCGCCGAGGGCCUACCGGUCGGUCGUCUACGCCUGCGCGAGGGUUGGGCUGCUCGACGAAGCCAUGACGCUAGCGAAGGAGAUGCAGAGCUCCAGCAGCAGCGCGUUCGCGGCGCAGCGGCAGCAGGCUGUUGUUGAGCGGCCAAAGCGACUACGAGAACAGCAACCACCGUCGUCUUUCAAUGAUGACUGCGAGGUCGAAAACAGAAGCAUCGCAGAAGAAACCCCUGCGGACGAGCCUCGGGCGCUGGGAGACGGGGCUUCUCUUGGUGCAGCGGCGAGUUUCGCCGAACGGGGACUGGAAGAAGAGGCUGAGAGGGAAGCAGGGAACGGUGGCAUAGCCUCGGAGUUGGUACCGCGCGGAGUCUCAUCGACAGGGGCCGCCUCGGGUGAAGACUGCGCCCAAGAGGAGACUUUGGUGGCUAGCAACGAUAGGAGCAACAGCAACCUUGGCGCUGUCAACGAAGACGAGGACGGGGCGGAGUUUGACCUCGCGAUGGUGUACAACUGCAUCAUCUGCAACUUCGCCCGCGCGGCGACGGGCGACGGCGGCGGUACCGGGGGUGUCUGCGACCACCGCGUCGGGAGGGCUCCCGCCGGCGCGUCAGUGCUGGCGGUAGCUGAAAAGGCAGCAGCUGUAGCUGCAUCAGCGGUUGCGGAGGAGACGGGAGUCGGCGGUGGGGAGCGAGGAGGGAGGAGCGGUCCUGGCAAGGACGGGGGGCGGGCGGAAGCGCGGGGUGGCGACGUGCCGGGAGAAGGGCUCGUUGCCCUCUUGUUUGGUGUCGCCGAACGAGCCGAAGGAUCGCUCACGGACGAGGCGGCCAAUGGCGGAGUUGAGAUCGACCACGACGAGGAGGUUGCAUGACACGACAGCAGUGUUGGCCCUGCCAUAUGUUUCGCUCCAUCUUGGUUUGUGUCGGCAAUGGUUGGAAUGGUGGUGGUGGUGGUUAUGGUGGUAGUAGACGAAGAUAGGUUCGGGGAUGGAGUCUGCUUAAGAGGGCUGGAAGCUGGGAUUAUCUCUGCCCGAACAUGUACCUAGUAUAGGUGUUGCAGCUCUAAUCACGUCGAAUGUAGAGAAGUGGCAAAAACCCAUCCUUACCGCGUUUCUUCCUUGCUUACUUGAGGGGGUUAUGAGGCGUGGCAAAUGUAUAUCCGCGGCGUGGCGUAGUCGACUCUCUUCGAUAUUUUUUGUGUAUCCUAAGUGUGUUGCUCUUGAAGUUUGAUCCCGCGUGGUUCAUAUGAUCGUCCUCGAAGGAUGCUAAAAGCCCGUCCGUCCUCUCCUUUUUUGCAAGGACUUGUUGUAGGAGGAAGAAAUAUUUUGAUCACAGGCAUUGCUGCCCUCGUUGUAAGAAGCACAACACUCGCAAGAGGCCAGGCUCAUA
Ectocarpus sp. CCAP 1310/34 is the source of this 3601-nucleotide messenger RNA. NCBI's taxonomy places the organism in Eukaryota, Phaeophyceae, Ectocarpales, Ectocarpaceae. The record is from the annotation of a GenBank genome assembly.